CGAUUUAAACUUCUAAAGUCACAAUCUGUAAUCUAAAGCUGAUUUGCAAACACUUAAAAUUGUGUUUCAUUGAAGUAGAAGCUCAAAAGAUAUUUUCAAACAAACCUCCGAACAUCCUCUAAAGCCCAACAGCCAAAUUAAAUGUUGCAACCAAAUGGGUCUUCCAAAUUCUCAGACCAAAACUUUCUUGUAGCUAUUAAUAGUGAAGCAGCACAAAUCCCAUCAAUGCCCUUUGGACAACCCAGAAUACCCAGCAGCCUUAAUCCUUCACUGCAACCAACCAUUAGGCAAAGCCAAACACUAUUCCUAAACAAGAACAAAAACCACAAACUUAUACUUGAUCAGGAAAUUAAAAACCCAACUUAGAAACCAAAAUCUAAACCUGCAAAUCCAAAAACAUCCAAGCAUUUGCCAAAUAUACAAACCCAAAAACAUACCCCCAUUCUAAGUGAAAGGCCAAUAGACAAACCUGACUGCAGCAACUCCAAAAUUAAAAAAAAGGCAGUUAUCUAGCAUCAAUGGUCAGACCCUGUGUCAAGGAACCAACUUACCCAAAAAUUCAAGCUUGUGGUUGAGGCUCAUAAAAGGUUUUUAUAUACUCUAACACGUCCCCUAACUAUCUGAAUGUUAUAUUUUGUAAGACAAACUCCUAAAAUUUGUUGGUGUAAAAUCUGUUUUUAGAGCUAAAAGUAGUGAUUUCAAUGUGGCAUAUAUAUGCCCUAAAGUCAGAAGAAAUAUUUUGAAAAACAAAUUGUGAAUUGGUCAUAUUUGCUAACAAAAUGACUAAGUCUUAACCUUAACUAUGCAUUGGCUAAAAAAACACUCUAUUGGGCUACUGGCAUAAAAGACCAUGAUUAAUAAAAUGAAGAUGAAGGCUAAAACCAAAGUAAAUCAGCAGUAUCUCAUCUGUAUGUGUACGAAGAGGCGUUCUACCGAUCGAGUCAAAUUUCCUCCUCCUGCAUUUGAGAUUUUGGCUUGAAAUAGAAGAGAUUUGCGCCC
Messenger RNA from Cuscuta campestris, 999 nucleotides. Lineage: Eukaryota; Viridiplantae; Streptophyta; Magnoliopsida; Solanales; Convolvulaceae. The record is from the annotation of a GenBank genome assembly.